AGCAACCUUUUAAGAAAAAACCCUUCGAAAAACCUCAUAAUGGGUCUUCAGGGCUAUGUGCUCCUAACAAGCUUCAUGGCGGUUGUGUUGGGCUCAGUGAGCGAGAGUGGAGCUACGACACCACCCAAUUAUGGCACUGCUUCGCUCAACAGAAGCAGCUUCCCAGCUGGAUUCCUCUUUGGCACUGCCUCAGCCUCUUAUCAGUAUGAAGGUGCAGCAAAUGAAGGGGGCAGAGGGCCAAGUAUAUGGGACACUUACACUCACAAAUACCCAGGCAAAAUAGCUGAUGGAAGCAAUGGAGAUGUUGCGGUUGACUCGUACCACCGAUACAAGGAAGACGUUGGAAUCAUGAAGGAAAUGGGCUUAGAUGCUUAUAGAUUCUCCAUCUCGUGGUCUAGAGUUUUACCAAAAGGAAAGCUGAGUCGGGGUGUGAACAUGGAAGGUAUCAACUACUACAACAACCUUAUUAAUGAGCUACUAGCGCAAGGUAUUCAACCCUUUGUGACCUUAUUCCAUUGGGACCUUCCUCAAACCUUGGAAGACGAGUACGGUGGUUUCUUGAGUCCUGGCAUCGUGGAUGAUUUCCAAGAUUAUGUGGGUGUGUGCUUCAAAGAGUUUGGGGAUAGAGUGAAGCAUUGGAUAACACUGAAUGAGCCAUUCAGCUACAGUGUUGGAGGCUAUGGUAUUGGAUUGACCCCACCAGGUCGAUGCUCUGAGUGGCAAAGGUUGAAUUGCACGGGUGGUGAUUCUGGGAUCGAGCCAUAUUUGGUGUCUCAUUACCAGCUUCUUGCUCAUGCUGCGGCUGUUAAGUUGUACAGGGACAAGUAUCAGAAAUCUCAAAAGGGGAAGAUAGGGAUAACGCUAGUGUCGCAAUGGAUGGUGCCUUACUCAAGUGCCAAACAGAACAAAAAUGCGGCAUCAAGAGCGCUAGAUUUCAUGCUUGGAUGGUACAUGGAUCCAUUAACUCAUGGAGACUACCCACGUUCGAUGCGCUCUCUUGUUGAUGAGAGACUUCCCAAGUUCUCGCAGAAGCAAUCGGCCAUGUUGAAAGGCUCGACCGACUUUCUUGGGUUGAACUAUUACACUGCCAACUACGCCGCCGACUCUCCGCACUUGAUGGGCCCGAGCCCGAGCUACUUAACGGAUACCCGUACCAAUAUUUCGACUGAGAGGGAUGGCAUCCCAAUUGGUCCAAAGGCUGCCUCGGAUUGGUUAUAUGUGUAUCCUGAAGGAAUACGACGUAUUCUGCUGUACGUGAAGAAGAAAUACAGCGACCCUCUCAUUUACAUCACGGAAAACGGCAUUGAUGAGUUCAAUAACGAGACGCUGCCUCUCGAGCAACAGCUAGUCGACAACAUGAGAAUAGAUUAUCAUUAUCGUCAUCUUUCCUACGUUUUGAGAGCAAUCAAGGAAGGUGUGAACGUGAAAGGGUAUUUUGCAUGGUCGUUGCUAGACAAUUUCGAGUGGGGCAACGGGUACACCGUCCGGUUCGGCAUCAAUUACGUGGAUUACAAGAAUGGGCUCACAAGAUACCCAAAGCUCUCGGCCACUUGGUUCAAAAGCUUUCUCAAUAAACCCUAACAAUACACUCAAAUCUCAAUUUGUGGAUUUUCUAUUUGCAAACCGCAAAACUCCACUCUUCAAGUUGAUUAAAUGAGAUUUAUAUAAUUUUUAUUUCUUUUA
Molecule: messenger RNA, 1683 nt
Organism: Syzygium oleosum
Lineage: Eukaryota; Viridiplantae; Streptophyta; Magnoliopsida; Myrtales; Myrtaceae
Product: beta-glucosidase 12-like
Exons: 13
Coding region: 40-1581 (513 amino acids)
Biological process (GO): carbohydrate metabolic process
Molecular function (GO): beta-glucosidase activity
Source: RefSeq, a predicted model, not a curated record